AUGUCUGGACGCGGCAAACAGGGCGGCAAGGCUCGCGCCAAGGCCAAGACCCGCUCCUCCCGGGCCGGCCUGCAGUUCCCCGUGGGCCGCGUGCACCGCCUCCUCCGCAAGGGCAACUAUUCGGAGCGGGUGGGCGCCGGCGCCCCGGUGUACCUGGCGGCCGUGCUGGAGUACCUGACGGCCGAGAUCCUGGAGCUGGCUGGCAACGCGGCCCGCGACAACAAGAAGACGCGCAUCAUCCCGCGCCACCUGCAGCUGGCCAUCCGCAACGACGAGGAGCUCAACAAGCUGCUGGGCCGCGUGACGAUCGCGCAGGGCGGCGUCCUGCCCAACAUCCAGGCGGUGCUGCUGCCCAAGAAGACCGAGAGCAGCCACAAGGCCAAGUGAGCAGAUUUUGAUAAUUCCACCAAAGGCUCUUUUCAGAGCCACUCAUAUAGUCCGAAAAGCAGCUGCCGCAUGGAAACCUAAAAACUCAUUUUUAAAAUAAAUGAAGUAUU
This is a messenger RNA of Alexandromys fortis (reed vole), 497 nucleotides long. RefSeq names its product histone H2A type 1-H-like. The transcript has a single exon. Gene Ontology annotation, cellular component: chromatin; nucleosome. Bases 1 to 387 code for a protein of 128 amino acids. The record is from RefSeq and is a predicted model, not a curated record. NCBI's taxonomy places the organism in Eukaryota, Metazoa, Chordata, Mammalia, Rodentia, Cricetidae. Gene Ontology annotation, molecular function: protein heterodimerization activity; DNA binding; structural constituent of chromatin. Gene Ontology annotation, biological process: heterochromatin formation.